AUGGGUUUGGUAUACAACGACUACCUCUCCAGCGACAAGAUCUACGGCUGCAAGAACUGCAAAACUCAUCUCUCCAAACACGAGAGCCUCGUCAGCCGGAGCUUCCGCGGCCAAGUAGGCAAAGGCUACCUCUUCAACCUCGUCGUCAACUACGUCCCCGGCGAAGCGCUCGAGCGCAACAUGACGACUGGCAAGCACGUCGUGAGGGAUAUUACGUGUCGGCAGUGCAAGACCACCGUGGGGUGGAAGUACGAUAAGGCGUAUGAGGCGAGCGAGAAGUAUAAAGAGGGGAUGUUCAUUUUGGAGGCGGAGCUGUUGUGUAAUGUCACUUAG
Pseudogymnoascus verrucosus is the source of this 333-nucleotide messenger RNA. RefSeq lists its product as uncharacterized. Lineage: Eukaryota; Fungi; Ascomycota; Leotiomycetes; Thelebolales; Thelebolaceae. The record is from RefSeq and is a predicted model, not a curated record. Bases 1 to 333 code for a protein of 110 amino acids. The transcript has 2 exons. Gene Ontology annotation, cellular component: ubiquitin ligase complex.